Messenger RNA from Dissoconium aciculare CBS 342.82, 730 nucleotides. RefSeq lists its product as uncharacterized. The record is from RefSeq and is a predicted model, not a curated record. The transcript has a single exon. Bases 201 to 497 code for a protein of 98 amino acids. Lineage: Eukaryota; Fungi; Ascomycota; Dothideomycetes; Mycosphaerellales; Dissoconiaceae.
UGGCAUGAUCUCUUUCUUCCUUACUUGCUGCUGCCCUCGCGGCCGUUUCUGCUCCUCGCUAUUCCCUCGCCUCGAAAGGCAGACAUAUAAACAACUUCUCACUUCCCGUUUCAUUCCCAUCAGCCCAUCCGUAUCCUCUCCGAUUAACUCAACAGCCAUUGUUUUCCCACCCCUUACCUGGUUACUCCCUUCUCGCAACCAUGAAGUUCUCUCUCGCGACUGUCGCCAUCGCGGCCGCAGUCGGUUCCGCCAUAGUUGCCUCGGCGGCCCCCAUCGAGGUCCGCGCUCCUUACAACAACAUCCGCCCUAUCCACGACAUCGAGGCCCGUGAUCCCUACGGCAACAAUAUCCGCCCUAUCCUCACCGGCGACGACGCCCUCGAGGCCCGCGAAGCCCACCCUAUCGGCAACAACAUCCGGCCCGUCGCGACCGGCGACGGUGCCGUCGAAGCUCGCGCGCCCUACGGCAACAUCCGGCCUAUCCACGACAACAUCUGAAAACGUCCUGCGGGGCGUUCUCGCGAAGUCUCGCCGUUUGCACCCAGUGUGAUGGGUGUAGGCGACGGGAAGGGGGCGUUUCCAUGUCUCUGUGGAAACCCGGACCGAUGCGCGGUGUGAUGUGGCCUGAAGCGAGAAACUUUUUCAUCAUCGUCGGUUUCUUCUACCUGGAGGACGUUCGCCGAAGAGACAAGUCAGUAAGAGAAAAAUGCGCCAAUCGAUGAUGAGGAAGA